UUGGUAUUUAGCACACUAUUAAAGGGAAAAAAAAAAAAAACCCUAGACUGGAAUCGUAAAGAAAUAGAGAGAGAAUGGCGGAGCACUUAGCAUCCAUAUUCGGGACAGAGAAAGACAGGGUGAACUGUCCAUUUUACUUCAAGAUCGGAGCCUGCAGACAUGGUGAUCGAUGCUCAAGACUCCACACAAAGCCGACAAUCAGCCCAACCCUGUUGCUCUCCAACAUGUACCAGAGACCUGACAUGCUCACUCCUGGAGUGGAUCCUCAGGCUCAAUCGCAGUCCCUCGAUCCCCGGAAGAUUCAAGACCACUUUGAGGAUUUUUAUGAGGAUUUGUUUGAAGAACUCAGCAAGUAUGGUGAUAUUGAGAGCUUAAAUAUCUGUGAUAAUCUUGCAGACCACAUGGUGGGUAAUGUGUAUGUCCAGUUUAGAGAAGAAGAGCACGCUGCUAAUGCCCUUCGCAAUCUCAACGGAAGGUUUUAUGCAGGGCGACCCAUCAUUGUUGACUUUUCUCCUGUCACGGAUUUCCGCGAAGCUACAUGUAGGCAAUAUGAGGAAAAUGUUUGCAAUAGAGGUGGCUACUGCAACUUCAUGCAUCUUAAGAAGAUUAGCAGGGAAUUGAGGAGGCAGUUAUUUGGGAGGAACAGGCGAAGACGUAGCCGCAGUAGAAGCCAUAGUCCUGAUAGGCACCGUGGUUAUGAGGAGCGUCCACAUGGUGGCCGUGGUUUGAAUAGGAGAGAGGAUGACAGGGAGCAUCACAAUGAAAGGGGCAGGAGGCCUAGAAGCCGAAGUCCUGCACGCAGGGGAGGACGAAGUAGCCCUGGGGGGAGGAGAAACAGGAGUCCUGUCAGAGAGAGUAGUGCUGAAAGAAGGGCUAAGAUUGAAAAGUGGAACAGGGAAAAGGAACAGACAGAAUCUGGUGGUAGAGGUGAUAGCAGAAACCCUGAAAAUGACAGGGAUAACAGUGACUUCGCUGAGAAUGGUGGCCAUUAUGAUGAUGCCCAGCACUAGUAGGAGCUUGAUGGAUACUAGGGACCUACCUGGAAACGUCUGGUGGAGUACAGGUUCAGUGUCUUGUGUUAUGAAAGUAAAUUCAAUUUCUUGCCCCUAUCACCAUCUUAAAUUGAAAGGAAAGGAAACGGAAUGAACUAAAAAAAGAAACAACAAAGGCAUAGAAUAUAUUUAGAUCCUUCUAAGAUCUCUCCUUUUAUACUGGAGUUGAUUGUAUAUGCAUGUUGGUGCUUGUUAUUUCCACUGUUCAAAAUUUAUUUUAUCAAGUAAGAUACCUGAUUUUUGAUGUAGAUUUUAAGCUGAAGUACCCGCUUUGUGAGUGUUGUAUCAUAGUGGAACUGUUUCUGGAGUAAAUUCAAAACCUCAAAGGUUGAUAGGUACAUUGAUAGUUCAAUCUCUUUUAUACAAGAGGUUUAUUUUUAAAAAUAAUUAAAAUUGUUUUUCCUGCUUUAGCAAAACCUUCCAAACAAAAUAACCUGUUUUAAUUGACUGCUCUCUAAAACCACAGAGUAUUGUUUGCUCAGAGAUGUUUUGAAGGUCUAUACAACUAAUCCUUGUUAAAAAAAAAUCUGAGGCGGCAUUAUCUGAUCAAAUUAACUCAUUUUGCCUUAUAGUCAGGAUGGGUGAUCAAAUCUUACAGCAAUUUGGAAUUGUCUUUUGCCCUUAUAUGAUUAUUUCAUUUUCUUCUAAAAACCCUCAACUUACCUAGUUUACUAGUUUUGCAGGUUCAGGCUUUCCUGCUUCCCAGGAUCGGCCUCAAUCUCUUUUGGCAGCUUACAAUGAUAUUUGUAUACAGGUUGGGCUGUUGUUUACCUGCAGAGCGUUUUAGUGGAGUUCCAUUUUAAUGUUGUUGAAGCAUCAAGAAAGCUCUUGGAUCUUUGUACGAUGAGGAAAACUUUGACACUUCCAUACAAGGUGAAAUGGCUGUGAAUCAUUUGUCAUAUGUAGAUUCUUCAAAUGGAAUACAGAUUGAGUUCUUUGGGAUAUUGGUAAUCGUGCUUUUGUUUUUAUCAUGCACUACUGUCAAGUUCGUGGAUGAUUGUUUUGCCACUUCGUGUAGUGAUUGUGUUGUGAGCUUAUGAUCAAAAUAUUUAUUUUAUGCUUGUUGUUCA
Molecule: messenger RNA, 2122 nt
Organism: Populus euphratica (Euphrates poplar)
Lineage: Eukaryota; Viridiplantae; Streptophyta; Magnoliopsida; Malpighiales; Salicaceae
Product: splicing factor U2af small subunit B-like
Exons: 5
Coding region: 75-1010 (311 amino acids)
Biological process (GO): mRNA splicing, via spliceosome
Cellular component (GO): U2AF complex
Molecular function (GO): metal ion binding; RNA binding
Source: RefSeq, a predicted model, not a curated record